AAAACCUGCAUCGUGCGCUACCUGGAGACAAACAAGUACUGCCCGAUGUGUGACGUGCAGGUCCACAAAACCCGACCGCUGCUGAGUAUCAGAUCUGACAAGACCCUCCAGGACAUCGUGUACAAGCUAGUCCCUGGGCUUUUUAAAGAUGAGAUGAAGCGGCGGCGCGACUUCUACGCAGCGUACCCACUGACUGAGGUCCCCAACGGCUCCAAUGAGGACCGCGGUGAGGUCCUGGAGCAGGACAAGGGGACCCUGAGCGAUGACGAGAUCGUCAGCCUCUCCAUCGAGAAUGGCCCCCUGCCCCUCAAGUACCGUGUCCAGCCGGCCUGCAAGCGGCUCACGUUGCCCACGGUGCCCACCCCCUCUGAGGGUACCAACACCAGUGGGGCCUCCGAGUGUGAGUCCGUCAGUGACAAGGCUCCCAGCCCCGCCACCCUGCCGGCCACCUCCUCCUCCCUGCCCAGCCCUGCCACACCCUCCCACGGCUCUCCCAGCUCCCAUGGCCCCCCAGCCACCCACCCUACCUCCCCCACCCCCCCUGCCACAGCCAGUGGGGCCUCGGCCAGCGCCAACGGGGGUGCCUCAAAUUGCCUGCAGACUACAUCCUCCACCAGCAGGGGGCGCAAGGUGACUGUCAACGGAGUGCCAGUGCCCCCCUUGACUUGAGGAGGGGCCCUCCUUAGCAGCCCCCUCUCCACUUUUCUGGGCCCCUUUUUUCCAUCACUUCUACUCCCCAGCUCUUCCCACCUUAAGGGUGGGAGGCGGGUUUUAUAAAUAAAUCUCUAUAUAUAUGUACAUAGGAAAAACCAAAUAUACAUACUUAUUUUCUAUGGA
This is a messenger RNA of Octodon degus (degu), 837 nucleotides long. RefSeq names its product polycomb group RING finger protein 2. The record is from RefSeq and is a predicted model, not a curated record. Gene Ontology annotation, biological process: negative regulation of transcription by RNA polymerase II. Gene Ontology annotation, cellular component: PRC1 complex. Gene Ontology annotation, molecular function: promoter-specific chromatin binding. The annotation marks the transcript as partial. Lineage: Eukaryota; Metazoa; Chordata; Mammalia; Rodentia; Octodontidae. The transcript is spliced from 5 exons.